AUGUGGACGCCUGCGUCGUGUGUAAUCAUCGUUUGUUCUGCUCUGGUAGUGUUUCUUCAUGACCAAAUUGUAGCGACCCAUGUCCGCUACAACGGUGUGCCUCCGACUGUUCGUGUCGGAGGCCUCUUCGACACGGCGCCAUCAGAGGACGACGAGCGGGCUUUCACGUACGCUGUGGAACGUGUCAACCUCAACAACGACGUGCUGCCCCGAACUACGCUGCUUCCCCUACUCGAAACACUCAAGCCAAGAGACAGUUUCCAUGCAUCGAAAGCCGUGUGCAGCAUGCUCAAGCAGGGCGUGUCCGUGGUGCUCGGACCUCGCACUCCCUCCGUGGUGUCCGUGCUGGGUUCCACAUGCAGUGCCUUCCACGUGCCCCAUGUACAGACCAGCUGGAGUGCGCCUGUGGCUGAUCCGGCGUCGGGCCAGCGUCUGUUCUCGGUCAAUGUGUAUCCACAUCCGGACGUACUCAGUCGUGCCUACGUGGACCUCGCGCUCAAGACGAGCCGCUGGAAGAGCGUCACCGUUAUCUACGAGGAAAGUGACAGUUUUGUUCGCAUGAAAGAUGUGCUGAACACCUCGUUCGCACUGGGCGCCGCAGUCAACCUGAUGCUGUAUCGGCCAGACGGUGGUGCCGUCAAGACACUGCUUAAGCGGGUCGACCUCGCCAAAGAGUUCAACAUCGUGCUUGACGUGCCUACGGAGCGUGUGUACGAGUUCCUCGAAGCGGCAUCUGAAAUUGGAAUGAUGACAGAAUAUUACAACUACAUCAUUACUUCCUUGGACACGCACACGCUGGACAUGACGCGUUUCCAGGGGGCUCAGGCCAACGUGUCGGCCCUGCGGCUCGUUGACCUGGACAAGGAGGAGUCCAGAAAGCUGCUUCAUGACUGGACCAACUCGGAGCUUCGCUUCGGACGCCGCGCUGUGGAAAUGACUGCGCUGAGGACAGAGCUGGCUCUGCUGUUCGACGCGGUGUCUUUAUUUGCCCGAGCACUUCACGACAUGGAGCAUGUAGAAAACUUCGAAUUAAAGUCCUUCUCCUGUGAGGCGCCUUCCAACUGGACCAACGGGGAGGCUCUGCUACAGCGUCUAAAAACGGUCCACGUAAAGGGGCUUACUGGCUACGUACGUCUUGACGAAGAUGGAUUGAGGACUGACUUCUCCCUGAACGUCAUUGAGCUCAAAUCAAGGGGCUUCGAGAAGGUUGGCACGUGGACACGUCGCACGGGCAUACGCUUCGUCCGCGGCUACGUGCAGCAAAAGCAGGAAGAGCUCACUGACGUCAUCCAGAACAGAACGUUCCGUGUCUCCACCAUUGUGAACCCACCGUACACCAUGCUCAAAAAGGAUGCCCAUCUGCGCACCGGCAACGAUCGCUUCGAGGGUUACGCAGUGGACCUCAUGGAUGCACUGGCACGAAAGAUCGGCUUCCAGUACGAAAUGCACCUCGUAAAAGACAACGCUUACGGCAGCAACGCCUCGGGAGAGUGGAAUGGCAUGAUACGUGAAAUCAUUGACAGAGAGGCGGACAUGGCCAUCGUGGACCUCACCAUCACAUACAUGCGAGCACAAGUGGUCGACUUUACGAUGCCCUUCAUGAAAACCGGCAUUAGUAUCUUAUUCCGGAAGCCACUCCUGGACAACCCCCCUCUGUUCUCCUUUCUUCUGCCUUUCUCUGUGGACGUGUGGCUCUACAUGCUCACAGCCUACCUAGCUCUCAGCCUGUGGUACGGGUUCCUAGGACGGUUCAGUCCCAUGGAAAAUCGUUUCGCUCUAAUUCGUUUCACCUCCGGUACGGCCGCGCCUCAGUGGGACACUGAGGAAAUAGAGAAGGAGCUGGACAUCACCCAUCGGUUCUGGUUCGCCAUCGGUUCCCUCAUGCAACAGGGCUCGGACCUUAACCCCAGGUGA
Molecule: messenger RNA, 1914 nt
Organism: Rhipicephalus microplus (southern cattle tick)
Lineage: Eukaryota; Metazoa; Arthropoda; Arachnida; Ixodida; Ixodidae
Product: glutamate receptor ionotropic, kainate 2
Biological process (GO): monoatomic ion transport
Cellular component (GO): membrane
Molecular function (GO): ligand-gated monoatomic ion channel activity; signaling receptor activity
Source: RefSeq, a predicted model, not a curated record